This is a messenger RNA of Symsagittifera roscoffensis, 999 nucleotides long. RefSeq lists its product as uncharacterized. The record is from RefSeq and is a predicted model, not a curated record. Bases 106 to 999 code for a protein of 297 amino acids. The transcript is spliced from 5 exons. NCBI's taxonomy places the organism in Eukaryota, Metazoa, Xenacoelomorpha, Acoela, Convolutidae.
UGCAGUUGGCAGGCAACCAUUGAAAAACAACUGCGGUUUCACACCAAAAUCAAUAUAAUUUCAUAAAAAAUAAACAAUAACUUUAUUACAUUGCAAACAAUAACUAUGGAUAGCAUCGAGUCAGGAGCAGGCGCGCAAACUGGGAAAAGCAAUUUUGAAAGGAACGAAGUUUUCAAGAACAAGAAGAUCAAGCAGAAAAGGUGUAGCAAGGACCAGGUGGUUUCCUGUGUUAUUGUCGUGCUUUUCACUCUCGCGUUGCUAAUUCUGAUAAGAGCUACUCGCAACUGUUACGGCGACUACGUUUAUGAAAAUUUUUCCUGCGUGGAUCCGAAAAAAAAUAACUCAUCAACUGUAGAAGUACCCUGUGAUGACCCGAAUGACUUCGACUGUGUGUACACUAGUGCCAUUGAGGACUACCAUGUCCAUCUCAUACUCAAGGUCACCCUGUGCGGACAAUACUUCCCAUAUGUGCAGGCGAUGCAAAUGUGGGAUCAAGACAAUUUCCUACAUUUUGGAGACGACCGUCUGCUGGACUGCUUUGCGGCAGUGGGAGAUUACGUCGUCGUGUGUCACCACAGGGGUCGGGGGGUCAUAGAGGGCACUUCGGGGGCGAAUGACCCCGACCUCUACUUCAUCAUCCAGGUCAACUGCACUCAGAGGGAAGACAACUGCUUUUUCACUCUGAACACAAAGCACUUCGGACUUCUAAAACCCGGUCUGAAUGAGAACCAUUGCAGUUUCCGACCCCCUCUUUACACCAACUGGAAGACGGAAGUGGAAAAUGCACUGGACAUAGGCUCUCCUAACUUUCAGGAAGUUUCUCAGAUGGACAAUUGGAAUGUGUGGAAAUGUAAAGCUGACCUUGACAUUGCACCAUUCUUCAACACAUGUGACGUCACACAAUUGUCAUCGAAUGUUCUAGAAAUAAACUCAUGUAACAUGAAAUUCAUGCAGCCUUAUUUGUGCAUAUUCAGUUGUUUGUGGGUGCGCUUCAUCUGA